AUGCACUGGAACCACCGCUACCUCCCCCACUGGAAGGACAGUGUAACUAGCAAAUAUCCUCAGGGGAGACACGUCCCUCCAGACGACAUUGGAGCCAGUUUCUACCCAGAGCUCGGUUGCUACAGCUCACGGGAUCCGGCUGUAGUAGCGACUCACAUAACUCAGCUGCGAGUGGCCGGUGUGGGAGUGAUCGUUGUUUCGUGGUACCCGGCGGGUCUCGCUGACGAAGAGGGACCCCCGCCUGAUCCAGUCAUUCCGGUUUUACUGGACGCCGCCCUUGCACACGACAUCAAACUCACCCUUCAUAUUGAGCCGUACAAGGGGAGGACCCCGCAAUCAGUGCGGGAAGACCUCCAAUACAUCCACUCCCACUACAGCAACCACCCUGCCUUCUAUAAGCUGGAGAGAUUGGAUCCUAAUGAUGGGGCGAUGCUCCACCUUCCUCUCAUCUAUAUCUAUGACUCCUACCUCAGUGACGCAAGAGAGUGGGCGUCUAUCUUCAAACGAGGGGGGCCCCUCUCCGUACGAGGUACUGACGAGGAUUGUGUUGCCAUAGCUCUGCUUGUGGAGCACGCCCACAUGAAGUCUGCAGUGGACGGAGGAUUCGACGGAGUCUACACUUACUUUGCCGCCGAGGGCUUCAGUUUCGGGUCCACUUACACCAACUGGGGCACCGUGUCCGAGUUUGCUGCGGAGAAGAACUUGAUUUUCAUCCCCAGUUUCGGGCCGGGCUACGACGAUCUUCAGGUGCGCCCCUGGAACAGACUCAGUACUCGGGACAGGAAAAACGGAGCCUACUACAAAGAGGGCUUCAGGAGAGCGAAGCGUAGCAGUAGAGGAGGACUGGUGUCCAUUACCUCCUUCAAUGAGUGGGGAGAGGGCACACAGAUUGAGCCUGCCGUCCCCAAAAUCACGUCGUCCAGAACUUAUCUCGACUAUUCUCCUGGGAGGCCGGACUUUUACCUUCAGUUGACCAGAGACAUGGCAGAGGAACUGCCAAAUGAUUGUGGCAUAACAUGA
Molecule: messenger RNA, 1020 nt
Organism: Geodia barretti
Lineage: Eukaryota; Metazoa; Porifera; Demospongiae; Tetractinellida; Geodiidae
Source: the annotation of a GenBank genome assembly